Messenger RNA from Penicillium verhagenii, 1521 nucleotides. Its product is annotated as integral membrane protein TmpA. The coding region runs from base 1 to 1521 and encodes 506 amino acids. The record is from RefSeq and is a predicted model, not a curated record. Gene Ontology annotation, biological process: regulation of conidium formation; conidium formation; sexual sporulation resulting in formation of a cellular spore. Lineage: Eukaryota; Fungi; Ascomycota; Eurotiomycetes; Eurotiales; Aspergillaceae. The transcript has a single exon.
AUGUCGUUGUCGGAGAAGACCAUUAUAUCCAAACCUGAGCCCGCUGUGCUCAAGAUGGAGUCUCAAUCUCCCACUAUCAGCGAGUGGACCCUCACCAAUGGCGACUCAGAUAUUGAGAAGUGCCUUUCCAAGGAGAUGGGUUCGGUGUCAACCGACCGUCGUGAUGAUCAGAUCGAUCUCGAGGCUCAAACACCACUUCCCGCCAAGAAGCCGUUGGCGAACUUGCGAUUUGCCCUUCUCACAAUCUAUCGACGACUUUUCACCCUUGUCUUUCUCGCCAACGUUGGCGUUUUCGUCGCAGUGAUGAUGUCUGACCGCAAGCUAAUUGCCUUAGUCAAUGCAACCGCGGCCAACUUGCUGGCAUGCGGACUGGCCCGGCAGCCACUAGUUGUCAACAGUAUCUUCUUCCUUGUGUGUUCGAUCCCGCGGACUGCACCAGCUCCUUUGCGCCGAUUGGCUGCGCAAGUUUAUCACUAUGGUGGCGUGCACAGUGGUUGCGGAGUAGCUGCGCUAGUGUGGUACGUUGGGUUCGUCGGUGUCAUGUCACACCAGUAUUGGACGCCAUCUCCGACUAGCGCCUCGGUUGUCAGCAUUUCAGCCGCCCCCGUUGCAUUGGCCUACAUUAUUCUCAUUCUGUUGCUGGCGAUCACCGUUGUGGCCCAUCCCACGUUUCGCACCAAAUUCCACGACUAUUUUGAAUUGAUCCACCGUUUCUCCGGGUGGCUAGUCGUGGCCCUUUUCUUCGUGCUGCUGAUGUUAUUCUCUCGCGAGAUCAGCUCGGCCCAGAAUCAGCCCCUCGGUUCUUUCCUCAUCCGUCUCCCCGCCUUUUGGUUCUUGAUCGCAACUGUUGUGUCGAUCUUUCAACCUUGGCUUAUGCUCCGCAAGGUCCCGGUGCGGGCCGAAAAGCUGUCCGCACACGCCGUGCGCUUACACUUUGACCACACCCCCACGGUCUUUGGAAAGGGCGUCCAGCUGGCCAAGCAUCCCCUGCGGGACUGGCAUGGAUUUGCAACUUUCCCUGACCCGACCCCACAAGGCUCGCGUGGGAAACCCAGCUUCUCUUGCUUGGUGUCCAAGGCCGGUGAUUGGACAGCUGCAAGCAUCAACCAACCGCCCACACACUUCUGGAAGCGUGGCGCACUACUCUAUGGCUUUGCAUAUGCCAUGCGAGUCUUUAAGCGAGUCAUUAUAGUGACCACUGGCUCGGGUAUUGGCCCUUGUCUGUCCUUCCUUGGCGACGAUAACCGGCCCGCAUUGCGAGUGAUGUGGCAAACUCGCGCCCCGGUAAAGACAUACGGGGAGGGGGUUAUGGAUCUAGUUCGCCAAAUGGAUGCGAACCCCAUCAUUUUGGACACGGACCAAACAGGUCGUGUCGACAUGGUUCCCAUUAUCGCCCGUCAGUUCAAGGAGUUCGACGCUGAAGCGGUGUGCGUUAUCAGUAAUCCUGUGCUGACGGGACGAAUUGUUCAUGAGCUUGAGGCGCGAGGCUUCCCAGCCUUUGGCCCGAUUUUCGAUUCAUGA